UCCUGGCUGGGGUUGCCUGCAAUGCUCUAUGGCCCUGAGAAGAUGCGCCUCAGAGGGUUGGCCCCUGGAGAGGAUGGCAGUAAAACAGGUCCUGGGCCCCUGGUUCCUGAUCUACACUUGUGUCUGCUCUUGCAUCUCCUGGGGAGUCCCUGUUCCAGAACACGGAGCAGGUAAGAGUUUGGCUGGGACAUUCACCUGCUUCAGCAACAGCCUCUUCAGGAUUGACUGCCACUGGUCGGCUCCAGAAGUGGGCCUGGAAUCCAGGGCCUGGCUCCUCUUUACCAGUAACCAGGUAACAGAUAUCAGGCACAGGUGCCCAUUCCAGGGCAGUGUGUGCACCCUCACGCUGCCCCUUGAGGAGGUGUUGGUGCCCACUGACGUCUUCACCAUCACUUUGCACCGCCAUGUCAUGGGGCAGGAGCAGGUCAGCUUGGUGGACUCGCAGUUCCAGCCGUGGAGGCACAUUAAGCUGGAUCCCCCCUCGGAUCUGCAGAGCAACGUCAGCUCUGGGAGUUGUGUCCUGACCUGGAGCAUCCAUUUUGCUCUGGAGCCCUGGAGCUCAAACCUCAACUAUGAGCUGGCCUUCAAGAAGCAGGAAGAGCCCUGGGAGCAGGCCCGGCACAAGGACCGUAUUGUUGGAGUGACCUGGCUCAGCCUUGAAGCUGUCGAGCUGAACCCUGGCUCCAUCUACGAGGCCAGACUGCGUGUCCAGAUGACUUUGUUGGAGGAGGAUGGCAUGGCAGAGGGGAAGUACUAUAAGAGCCAUUGGAGUGAGUGGAGCCAGCCUGUGUCCUUUCCUUCUCCCCGGAGAUGGAGACAGGACUUCCUGCUCCCAUCCUGGCAGUGGUCGGAUAGCAUCCUUGUUGCUGUGUCCAUCUUUCUUCUGCUGACCGGCCUUAUCCACCUUCUGUUCAAGCUGUCACCCAGGGUGAAGAGAAUCAUCUACCAGAAUGUUCCUUCUCCAGCACCUUUCUUCCUUCCUCUCUACAGUGUGUACAAUGGGGACUUCCAGACCUGGGCAGGGGCCCACAGAACGGGACUGCAACCAAGACGGAAUGGUGUCAACACUCCAUCAGGAGGCUCAGGGUCCAGCAUCCGGGAGGCCAUUGCAUCCCUCACCUACAGCCCAGCGUGCCCUGCGCAGUUUUCCAGCCUGCAGUGGGAAGGCGCAGGCCCUGGCUUCUCAGGGCCACCAGGCUUGGAGCAUGUGCUGCCCGCAGUGUGUCUGGAGCUGGAGGGACAGCCGUCUGCCUACCUGCCCCAGGAGGGCUGGGCUUCUCCAGUCUCUGUCCGACCCCCUCCUCUGGACUCAGACGGGGGCGGCAGUGACUAUUGCAUCUUGGACUCCUGUGAGGAGCUCCGACCCUCAGCCUUCCCAGAACCCUGA
This is a messenger RNA of Arvicola amphibius (Eurasian water vole), 1387 nucleotides long. It is a transcript of the gene Il9r, whose product is annotated as interleukin 9 receptor. Gene Ontology annotation, biological process: immunoglobulin mediated immune response; cytokine-mediated signaling pathway. Lineage: Eukaryota; Metazoa; Chordata; Mammalia; Rodentia; Cricetidae. Gene Ontology annotation, molecular function: interleukin-9 binding; interleukin-9 receptor activity. Gene Ontology annotation, cellular component: membrane; external side of plasma membrane. The transcript has 9 exons. The coding region runs from base 29 to 1387 and encodes 452 amino acids. The record is from RefSeq and is a predicted model, not a curated record.